This is a messenger RNA of Callorhinchus milii (elephant shark), 834 nucleotides long. Its product is annotated as pancreas/duodenum homeobox protein 1-like. Gene Ontology annotation, cellular component: nucleus. The coding region runs from base 1 to 834 and encodes 277 amino acids. The record is from RefSeq and is a predicted model, not a curated record. The transcript is spliced from 3 exons. Gene Ontology annotation, molecular function: DNA-binding transcription factor activity, RNA polymerase II-specific; RNA polymerase II cis-regulatory region sequence-specific DNA binding. Lineage: Eukaryota; Metazoa; Chordata; Chondrichthyes; Chimaeriformes; Callorhinchidae. Gene Ontology annotation, biological process: regulation of transcription by RNA polymerase II.
AUGGCCUUGUCCAUGAUGGACCGGUCGGAAUUGUCAAGGCCAUGUGUGAUGACGAGGUCGAGGGAAUGGCCACAGUUGUGGAUCGAGCUUGAAGAGAAGCUGUGGGGCUGUGGGACUGAUGAGAUGUCACUUGGCACUUUAGCUAUGGAUGGUGGCGUGGACUACUUCGACACUGCCUGUCAAUACGAGAGUUCAGAGCUGGGCCUGGAUCCACCUGCCUGUACCCAGGCCAGGGCGCAGCAGCCCCAGUUACUGAUAUCGUGUCUGGGUGAUUUGGACCAGAAUAACGUGGCGGGUGUCAACCUUUACGAGAGUCCCCCGGGUUCGGAUCCCGGACACUUCUCCCAGUCUGAUCACCUCACUUCAGGGUUUGGGGAUGAGCUUCUGCUGCAUCAGGGGCGCUAUCCGUUCCCCUGGAUGAAGAGCACGAAAUCACACACCUACACGCUAAGGAGCCAGUGGACAGGAAACGGUUUUGCAAUGGAAGUGGAUGAAAGCAAAAGGACGCGCACGGCUUAUACCAGGGGACAGCUGUUGGAGCUGGAGAAGGAAUUCCACUUUAACAAGUACAUCUCCAGACCUCGACGCGUUGAACUGGCGAUAAUACUGAACCUCACAGAGAGGCACAUCAAGAUCUGGUUCCAAAACAGGAGGAUGAAGUGGAAGAAAGAAGAAGCGAAACGACAAACUCAAACGGUUUCAAACAAAUCCAAAACUUCAGUGCAGGAAAAGUGUUCAGUGGAAGCGGAAGAGAGGAACACGACAUCCACCAGAAAGCACAGUGAUUUUGCUGUGCCUGGAAUCAACAGCGAUAUUAGACAAUUCAUCUCAUAA